Messenger RNA from Lichtheimia ornata, 189 nucleotides. RefSeq lists its product as uncharacterized. The coding region runs from base 1 to 189 and encodes 62 amino acids. The transcript is spliced from 2 exons. The record is from RefSeq and is a predicted model, not a curated record. Lineage: Eukaryota; Fungi; Mucoromycota; Mucoromycetes; Mucorales; Lichtheimiaceae. Gene Ontology annotation, cellular component: mitochondrial inner membrane.
AUGGCAGGCGCUGCAGGUCUUGGAUUCCACCCUCACUUUGCCGGUUUCUGGCACCGAUUCGCUGGCAAGACUCUUGGUGCUACCAUGUGGUUCUGGAUGAUGUACCGUGCUAAGCAAGAUGGCCCCGUCUUGUUGGGCUUGCAACACCCCUGGGACCACCACGGCGACCAUCACGACGAGGAGCAUUAA